This is a messenger RNA of Alnus glutinosa, 2387 nucleotides long. RefSeq names its product preprotein translocase subunit SCY2, chloroplastic. Gene Ontology annotation, cellular component: plastid envelope; membrane. NCBI's taxonomy places the organism in Eukaryota, Viridiplantae, Streptophyta, Magnoliopsida, Fagales, Betulaceae. Bases 86 to 1825 code for a protein of 579 amino acids. The record is from RefSeq and is a predicted model, not a curated record. Gene Ontology annotation, molecular function: transmembrane protein transporter activity; signal sequence receptor activity. Gene Ontology annotation, biological process: protein localization to chloroplast; SRP-dependent cotranslational protein targeting to membrane, translocation; thylakoid membrane organization. The transcript has 13 exons.
UUUGAAGCUUUUUGAAGCACUAGAAAAGAACAGAACAGACCUUCGCUCCUCUCUUUUUGCCUCUGCGUUUGCUCGAAGCCCCGCCAUGGACGCUACUCUUUUCAGCUCGCAUCACUUUCAUCCCCGACUCUUUCCCAAAAUACCCACAAAAAUUCGAGGUGGACAUGCGGAACUUGGUCUCCAAUCUUGUCAUCCAUUGUUUGCUAAAACCCAUGUUGCCCUUAAGGCAAGUUCUUUGGAAUCCAGCAGAAGGUGUUUUCUGCUGCUAAGCAAGCCUUUCUUCUCCAAAGUAAACCAGAAAUUCUCCGUUAAUUUCUCAGAUCAGCUCCAUAGUGACUAUUUGAAUGUUGAGGCAACAUCCACACAGUCUCAAGAUGAUAAAGUUAUUCAAUGGAAGCCUGAUGAUGGAGUAGAUGCUGUCAGUUCGUUUGAUGCCAAUAACUUCAACACUGUACAGUCCAUACCCAAAAUGUUUAAAAAUAGGUUUUUGGAUUUUGUACGACUGAGUUCUGUCCUCAAUAAUGCUGCUGAGUCAUUUUUCAAGAGUGAGAUACGGCGUAGGUUAUUUGUGACAGCCAUACUAAUUGUAAUUAGCCGUGUUGGAUAUUUCAUUCCCUUACCUGGAUUUGAUAGAAGGCUGGUACCUCAAGAUUACCUUAGCUUUGCAUCAGGAUCUGUUGAUGAACUUGGCGAUUUCACAUCAGAGCUUAAGCUGUCCCUUUUCCAGCUUGGGAUCAGUCCUCAGAUUAUAGCAUCAAUUAUCAUGCAGGUACUAUGUCAUGUUGUUCCCUCCUUAGUAAAGCUGCGGAAAGAAGGCUUGGAUGGCCAUCAGAAGAUUAAGAGUUAUAUAUGGUGGAUGUCAUUUGGCUUUGCAAUAUUGGAGGCUGUGAUAGUUUCCUGUUACUCACUUCAAUAUUCAAUCUAUGCAGCUAGUCAUAGGGUCAAACAUGUGAUGGUAACAACUCUUUUAUUGGUCUGUGGUGCAAUGACUAUCUCAUGGAUCUGUGAUACCAUAACAGAAUCUGGAUUUGGUCAAGGUUCAUCUCUAAUUAUAUGUGUGGGAAUAUUGACGAGCUACACAGAAACAUUAUACAAUAUGCUGUCUCAGCUCUCAGGCAGUGCUGUCAGUUGGUGGCCCUAUGUACUUGCAGUGUUGGGUAUUUUCACUGUGGUCACUAUGUGGGCAGUUGUGGUAACCGAAGGUUGCAGGAAAAUUAAGCUGCAGUAUUAUGGUUUCAAACUUGCUUCUGCUGCAAGAGAUGACUCCCCAAUCACUGAAGUGGAGCCCUAUAUCCCUUUCAAUAUUAAUCCAUCAGGAAUGCAGCCUGUUCUUACGACCACUUAUCUCUUGGGAUUCCCCAGCAUUCUUGCAAGUCUCCUUGGAUCACAUUUCUGGGAGCAUGUGAAGGAAAUAUUGAACCCUGAAACUUCUGUUGGUGCAGAGCCUUGGGUUUACUAUUCAAUAUAUGCAUUUUUUGUUUUCCUAUUGAAUAUAUUUGACAUUGCCAACUUGCCAAAGGAAAUUUCUGAUUACUUAAAUAAGAUGGGUGCACGAAUACCAAACAUAAAACCUGGGAAGGCUACCAUAGACUACCUCACAAAGAUUCAGGCAUCGACACGUUUCUGGGGGGGCCUGUUGUUAAGUGCUUUGGCAACUACAUCAACCAUACUAGAUCAUUACUUGCGCCGUAUAAAUGCGGGAUUUGCAAUUGGUUUUACAUCUGUUUUGAUCAUUGUGGGUUCCAUUAUUGAGCUUAGAAGAUCGUACCAAGCAUAUAAUGUAAUGCCAACUUUAAGCAAAGCUCUAAGACGAUAUGGUGUAUAGCUUCCAAGGAGACCAUGCACUUCAUCUCGAGGUGUUACCCUGUUUACUUAUAAACUUCAAAGCAAAUCCUGCCAAGUUGAUGGUGCCAGAUGGUAUACAAAAAUUCCUUUCGUUGUUCCAGAGAUUCUCCAAAUGGUGAUAGUUGACCAAAUUAACUGCUGAUGAAAUAUGUCUAAAGAGAAGCUGGGAUCCUCCUAGCAUCACAAUCUUCAUAUGGUUUGAAGUUUAGAGAGAAGCUGAUGCUGCAACAAAGAGAGAUACUAUCUCUCACUUUAUCACUUCAAUGGGAUAGCAGGCUUUGAAGCCUCGUUUUUUUGGACAUGUUUUAUGCAUGUUUUAGACAAUUUUAGAUUCAGGAUGAGUUUAAUGGAUUGUAGAGAUAUACGGCCGUAGUUUUACCAAACCACUCGACAUCAUAUUCAAGAUUUCAUUGAGACAGUAGCUGUAAUAAUGAAGAAAUCAUAUGUAAAUUAUUGGAUGCCUUGUUGGUGGUCACCGUAUAUCAUGGUAUGUCCGAGAUGAAGUUACUGGAUUUAUUUUAUUUAUUUUUCCUUUUCUUUUC